Culex pipiens pallens (northern house mosquito) is the source of this 1182-nucleotide messenger RNA. RefSeq names its product putative odorant receptor 83c. Gene Ontology annotation, biological process: sensory perception of smell; detection of chemical stimulus involved in sensory perception of smell. NCBI's taxonomy places the organism in Eukaryota, Metazoa, Arthropoda, Insecta, Diptera, Culicidae. Bases 1 to 1182 code for a protein of 393 amino acids. The transcript has 4 exons. The record is from RefSeq and is a predicted model, not a curated record. Gene Ontology annotation, cellular component: plasma membrane. Gene Ontology annotation, molecular function: olfactory receptor activity; odorant binding.
AUGGAGUUCGAAACAUCGUUGGAGGCUUUCCAGGCACUGCUGGAUUUCGCUCGCCGCCUUGCACGAUGCGUCGGAAUGGACAUCCUUGCAGAACCAUACCGGGCGAACGUGCUAACCGUGUUGACCCUCGUUGGUUGCCUCAGCUACAUCGUGAUAGGGUUCUACAGCGCUUGGUUUUUCUAUCCGGACAUUUACGUGGCACUCCAAGCGUUGGCUCCGAUUGGGAUGGCUGUUCAGGGCGCCGCCAAACUGUACUCUGGGAUCAUCUAUAAGGAUUUUUUCAUCGGAAGGAUGCAUCUUUUGCAGGACUUUCAUCGGAAGCAUGCGAAAAAUGCUCGGAACAACGCGGUACUGCUGAGUUUUAUGAAGAAGAUGCACUUGGUCUGCCGGCUGCUUAUUGCGGCUUACUUCAUAUCAAUCGCCGGGUUUUCACUGUAUCCGUUGUACUUCUACUUGAUGUUUGGAGAACGAACCAUGGCGUUGACGUUGAAGCUGCCAGGGGUUGGAGUGGAAUCGGCCUGGGGAUACAGUGUAUCACUGACGUAUCAAAUGUAUCUGCUGGCGAUUGCAAUUACGGGAAUUUCAGCUGCGGAUACGGCCAUACUGAUAUUCGUAUCCAACUUGGCCGGACUGGUUGAUGUCUACAAAAAUGAUCUAGUGGAGUUGGAUGAACUGCUGGAAUCUACCGAGAGGGAUGAAAAGGAGAUCUCGUCUAAACUUAAACAAAUCAUCGUGGAUCACUUGGCGAUCAUCGACUACGAAUCCGAACUGGGAGAUCGAUACGAGAUGAUCAACUUCGUCCAGGUAGCAUCGUCGGUAUCGUGUCUAACCUUCUCGCUGUUCCUGUGCUACAUGACCAACUACAUCCCAGGAUACGGCUUCAUGCUGGCGGGACUGUUUCAGCUUCUGCUGUUCUGUCUGCUGGGAACGAUUUUCACAGUGAAAAAUGAGGAAUUAACGCUCGCCAUCUACAAUACCAAGUGGUACCUGUUGAAUAAUUCACAGCGAAAGAUGCUAUGCGUUAUGUUCCACGGCAGCCAGAACCCGGUCGAGCUGACCAUUGGCGGGCUGGCGCUGCUCAAUAUUGAAACGUUCGUCGAGAUCGCGACCCCGUCGCGGCUGUACGUCAACGGAACAAUCGGCAAAUAUGAACUGCUCAAACGGGCGGGUGUGUUUACUUAA